This is a messenger RNA of Anguilla anguilla (European eel), 1499 nucleotides long. RefSeq names its product mitochondrial pyruvate carrier 1. Gene Ontology annotation, cellular component: mitochondrial inner membrane. Gene Ontology annotation, biological process: pyruvate import into mitochondria. The coding region runs from base 167 to 493 and encodes 108 amino acids. NCBI's taxonomy places the organism in Eukaryota, Metazoa, Chordata, Actinopteri, Anguilliformes, Anguillidae. The transcript has 5 exons. The record is from RefSeq and is a predicted model, not a curated record.
UGCACGUUACUUUCCGUUACAGUCAGGUAACCCACUGAGGACGAAGAACACAAAAAGACAGGACGGUGAAGGUCUGUCAGCUGUCUUGUCGACCUUAGCGAGGUAUACGAAGGAAAUACCCUUUAACUUUAUUCUCAUUUCCCAAAGUAACGUUGCAAAUUGCACAAUGGCAGGCGUUUUGGCUCGUAAAGCUGUGGACCAUCUUCGAAGCAAGGAAUUCAGAGACUAUUUGAUGAGCACGCAUUUCUGGGGACCUGUGGCUAACUGGGGCCUUCCCAUUGCUGCUAUCAGUGACAUGAAAAAAAGCCCAGAAAUAAUAAGUGGGAGAAUGACCUUUGCUCUCACCUGCUACUCACUCCUAUUCAUGAGGUUUGCUUAUAAAGUUCAGCCAAGGAACUGGCUUCUCUUCGCCUGCCAUAUAACUAAUGAAUGUGCUCAACUCGUACAAGGAGGAAGACUGAUUAAUUACAGAAUGGAAAAAAAGCAAGCAUAACUACGUGGAUACUGAAAUUCUUCAGAGAACCCCUUGUGUGCGCACCUUUGAUCCCAGCUCUCUCCCACACCUACGAAGCAUUCUCUGUUUAAACAUGCUUGAUUCUGGGUAUUUAGUUAUUUAGCUGGUUGUGAGAUUCAUUGCAUGCAUUAAUAAGGGAAACAUGCCAAUUGUGUUUUAUUCAGUCUGAUGUUUUUGGUUUUUGAAAUGAAUCCAAGAUGUGCCCUGUCAAAUUGGGCUUUUUCCAUGAGCAGUGUUUCCAUGCUGUUACAGGUCAUUUAUAGAAUGUACUAAAAGCAUUCCCACCAUGCACUGUUCAAAGAAAAGGCUGCUGUAAUUGCUGAAAAGUUCCUGUUUUUAAUGGGGUUGAUAUAAAUGGAUCAAGCCGUUUGUGUUAAACUGUUAUUUGACAAAUUAACAAUUUAACAAUGAAUGAAAAUGGUACAGUUUUUUGUCUGGGAAAUGCAAGUAAAAUGAGCUUGUACAAUGUAUAGACAACAGUCAGUUGGUGUUUAAAAUAUUUAUUCUGGUAAAAAAAACAAACUGAGACUGGUCACAUUUCUUUACAAAAAUACUUAUUUGACAAUUACAAAUCGUUAAAUGAUAGUUAAAGUAUUUUCGAACCAUUAUGUGAAGAGAACUUCUUCAGUGCAAUUAAAAAAACAUUACAUGGACAAUAUUAAUAAGAUAUUUUUGAAUGAAAGAAACAUUUUGGAAAGGAAUGAGCAAUACCGUUUUCAAGCUCAAUGUUUUGAACAAGUUUCAAGUUCAAAACAUUACCUCAUCUGAUUACCUUAAGUCAAGAUGCUUCACAUCAAAGUGUUGUAUGAUUGAGUCAGCUCUGAAAUUUCCUGUAGCUCUCAAAAACUGGUUGAAAAAAGAACACUAUUCAUUGGUGCAAUGUCAUUUAGAAUGCUAUGUAUUGCAAUAACCUAAUAUUAUUGUGGUUGAAAGGGAUAACCUCCAGUUAAAAUGUUAUGUUUACAAAUUAAACAGUUUCUGCUUU